AUGCAUUUUAAACGUUUCCUCUGCUCCGCAACCGCCAACCGCCGCCGCCACCCCCACCGGCCCCAGCCGGCGGUAAAGCAAGUGGCGAAAUCCAACUUCUCGGAGGCUUUAUCCGAUAUCAAAGCCCGCAUAACCGAUUCCGAUUUUAUAGCCGUUUCGCUGCAGAAGACCGGCGGCCACUCGGCGCCGUGGCAGAGAACCAUUCCCAUUGAUACGGCGGAGACGGCUUACCUCAAGUCCAAGCGCGCCGCUGAUCGGUUUCAGAUUCUUCAGUUCUCGGUCUGCCCUUUCUCGGUUAGAGAUUCUAAGCUAAUUACGCAUCCGUAUAAUUUUCACUUGUUCCCUAGAGACGAGUUGAAAAUCGGGAUGCCAUCUUAUAGUUUUUCGUUUCAGUCUUCAUAUCUGACUUCCAUGGCCGGAGAAGGUUUUGAUUUUAAUGCCUGUAUAAUCAAUGGUAUAUCGUACUUGUCGCGAGCACAAGAAUCAGCUGCACGAGCCCGAUUUGGGCAUUUGUCAAAAGUUAGCAACCCGGGCGAGCCACUAUCAGCCCAUUCAGUAGCCGAUUCCCUAUUCACUCAAAGGAUACAAUCUCGAGUCAAGAGCUGGAUAAAAACCUGUAAAAAUUCAAACAAAACCGAGGAUGCUCUGAUAAGUGCUUUGAGAAAAAUUGUAUCAGGAAGUGAGGUUUAUGGUGAUAGACCAUCCUUAACUAUAGAUAUCUGCAGUGAACGUCAAGUGCAGCUUGCUUUGGAUGCAAUGAAAGAGUUCUCUGAUGUAGUACCACUACGUCAACAAGCUCCUGUGAAAGGAGGGAGUGUGCAAGUUGUUCGAGCUGUUCUGACAAGUUCAGAAGAAGACAAGAACCUUCUGGAGAAAGAAAUUGAGAGUAAGGAACAAGAGCAAAGGCUGCAAGUUCUUGGUUUUCGAGAGGUGAUAGAAUUGAUUUCAGCUUCUGAGAAACCUGUUGUUGCGCACAACUCACUUAAUGAUUUUACUUUUAUACAUUCAAAGUUCCUAGCUCCACUUCCUCCAACUAUGGAUGAGUUCACCACUACACUGCAUUCGGUCUUUCCUUACAUUAUUGACCUCAACCAUCUCAUGAAGGAAAUUGGGGCGUUUGAGAAAAUGAACAACAUAUCAGGAGCGAUUUCUUAUUUGGAAAGCAGAUUCUCUGCACCAAUAACCAUGGAGAUCUCCAAUCGAGAGGAUGCUGGUGAAGUCGAUGUUUAUGGUCAUAUUGUUCUGAAAGUAUGCCGUCUGUUUUUGAUAUUAUGCUCCAUAUUGAAAAUCUCUCUGGAGGCUCCUGAAGGCCAAAGUAGACAACUAUCUCAUUCUCUUCAUCGCUACACGGAUAUGUUAUAUCCAUGCUCGACUAAUUCUACAGACCCCGACGCUGACAAUGUUAGAAUUUCGACUGGAAACAGCCGAAUAGUGACCACUGACAAUAUAGUAUUCUUAUGGGGAUUCAAAGGUGGAUUAUCUGCCCGAGGUUUAAAGGACCUUCUAUGUGACUCACAUGAUGUCUUCUCUGAACAUUUUGAUGUCCGGAUGAUUAGUAGGACCUGUGCAGUAGUCGUAUUCUGGACUCCUGGUUUCUCAGAGCGUUUUCUCAGAAUAAUGGACUCCGGAGAUACUUUUUCUGGUAAGUUCAGAGAUAUGAUAUCGGUAGGUCUAAGAUCUUCGAGCUAUGAGAUGUAUAGAAAGGUGUGCGAGUCGGGUUCAUGGAAAUCUGAUUUAGCCGAGUGCUUAGACCAAGCCAUUGAUGAAACUGAAAAUAUUUCAGAAGCCAAAUCAGAGGAUAAGAAGUCUGUAAUCUACUGGAAUGAGGAUGAUACGAUCAACUUUGACGACCUUUAA
Molecule: messenger RNA, 1857 nt
Organism: Striga hermonthica
Lineage: Eukaryota; Viridiplantae; Streptophyta; Magnoliopsida; Lamiales; Orobanchaceae
Source: the annotation of a GenBank genome assembly